AUGGACUCACCACCCGUCUUUGGUGCCCAUGUCACGACUGUCCCUCCGAAGGAGGAGAAGCUCUGCCCUCAGCCUCCCAGUCCCUUGAUGCCAUCACCCGCAACGACCGAUCAGUCUUUACCGGACGGGACAACCCAGGACUUCGACCCUUCCGUUGGCGCAAAACCCUACUCACCCUUCUAUUGUCACGCGACCCCAUCGAUCGAGAAACUCAAAAACGAAGCGCAGAUAACAGGCCGAGGGUAUUACUCGCAGGAUCUCGAAAGUGGACUCCGGUCGCCAGUCCACAAUAAACGAGAGUCGAAACUGUGGCAGCAAAAACGAAAGCGUUGCGAUUGCCUGUCGGUUCUGAGUCCGAAGCAGAGACUGGCGGUCAAGUUGCUCAUCGCCGUGAUCAUUGUGGGAACGAUGGUGGGAAUCGCGCUGGGGAUUACGGCGGCGGUCGGGGGCGGCGUCUGGAGAUCCAACAACCGGCAAACCCCGAUAGGAGGGUUAAUUAUGACAUGUUACUUCUUUUGCACAUAG
Messenger RNA from Rasamsonia emersonii CBS 393.64, 525 nucleotides. RefSeq lists its product as uncharacterized. NCBI's taxonomy places the organism in Eukaryota, Fungi, Ascomycota, Eurotiomycetes, Eurotiales, Trichocomaceae. The record is from RefSeq and is a predicted model, not a curated record. The coding region runs from base 1 to 525 and encodes 174 amino acids. The transcript has 2 exons.